AUGGAUUUCAAGGGCAACUUGGAGCGUGUUAAAGAGUCCAUCAAGGAGGCGAAAGCUCAAGGCUGCACCUUCCGAACGGGCCCGGAGCUGGAGAUCACGGGCUACGGGUGCGAGGACCACUUCCUGGAGAACGACACCUUCUUGCACGCCUGGUCUUCGAUGGCCGAACUUCUCAAAACGGACCUGACGGAUGGCAUUCUCUGUGACAUCGGCAUGCCAGUGAUGCACAGGAAUGUCCCGUACAACUGCAGAGUUUGGGUUGUCAACCGAAGCAUUCUGGGAAUUCGGCCGAAGAUCUUUCUAGCAAACGAUGGAAACUACCGCGAGAUGCGAUGGUUCACCCCAUGGCACAUCGACCCCGGCAACCCUGGAUUCGGCGAGCUGGAAGAAUAUUUCCUCCCAAGGGAAAUCGCCGACAUUACCGGUACGACCAAGGUCCCCUUCGGAGUGUUCGCGGUGUCUACAAAGGAUACUUGCCUGGCAACAGAGACCUGCGAAGAGCUCUUCACACCGGAUGCGCCGCACAUCAAGCUGGCCCUGGAUGGUGUGGAAAUCAUCGCGAAUGGUUCUGGCAGCCACCACCAGCUGAGGAAGCUGGACAAGCGAAUUGACCUCGUGCGGGGAGCGACCUCCAAGAGCGGCGGAGUGUACCUUUAUGCCAAUGUGAAAGGCUGUGAUGGAGGCCGACUCUACUUUGAUGGCUGCUGCAUGGUGUGGAGCAAUGGCAAGCUGCUGGCGCAAGGCACUCAGUUCGGCAUGUUGGACGAGAUAGAGGUGGUGGUUGCGACGGUCAAUCUCAACGAUGUCCGCUCCAUGCGUUCGAACUUCAUUGCGCGCUCCUACCAAGCAUCCUCAGCGCCGACAAUACACCGUGUCGAGGUGGACUUCAGCCUUGGGCACCCAGACCCACUGUCCAUUUCCGAAUCGCAGCCCGUAGAGCCGCAGAUCGUCGGUCCGAUGGAAGAAAUCGCGUACGGACCAUCAGCAUGGCUUUGGGACUACCUGCGGCGCUCCGGGCAGCGCGGGUACUUUCUGCCACUAUCCGGUGGUGCCGACUCGUCCUCCACAGCAGCGCUAGUGGGGAUCAUGUGUCAGCGAGUUUUCCGUGAGCUGACAGAAGGUACCGAGAGGUCUCGGUCGGCAGUACUCGCAGACAUCCGGAAGGUGACACGGCGUCCCUUUUACACGCCACCUUCCUGGCAGGAUUUGUGUGGCAAGAUCUUCGUCACCUGUUACAUGGCCUCAGAGCAUAGCGGAUCGGAGACACGAUCUCGAGCAGAAAACCUUGCAAAACAGAUAGGUGCCAAUCACACAUCAAUAGCGAUCCGACCGAUAACUGAUGCAAUAGUGAAGGUCUUUCAGCAGUGCCACUUCGAGUCUGACAGGAUUGACAAGAACAAGGUGAAAUCCGAUGCCACUUGGAAUGCAAGCGGUACAGAAGACAUCGCCCUGCAGAACAUCCAAGCUCGAAGCCGUAUGGUCAUGGCCUACUUCAUGGCACAGCUCAUGCCCUGGGCCACUGACAAGGCAAUGAAGGGCGAAGCCGGUCCUGGCUGGGGAUCACUUUUGGUCCUGGGCUCUGCAAACGUAGAUGAAGCCCUUCGCGGGUACUACACCAAGUACGACUGCAGCGCAGCAGACAUUAAUCCCAUUGGUGGAAUCAACAAAAGAGAUUUGAAGGCGUUUCUGAAGUGGGCCGCCAAAGAGAGAGGAAUUGGAGAGCUGGAGAGAGUGGCGAACGCAGUACCAACCGCAGAGCUGCGACCAGACAAGGUGCGCGUUUUCUUGUCGGCUGUCGGGGAUGCCGCAGCCGUGGACACCGAAGACAUGCUGGUAGCAUUGGGUCGGAACCUUUGGGCCGCGGCUGACGAGCUGCUGGAGGUUAGCGCUGCUUUGUCUGCGGCCGUACCCAGAUCCGACAACCGCAAGUUUUCACCCCUUGGGUUGGGCGCAGCCGCGCUGGCGAUGAGGACUGCUGCAGACAACAUAUUGGAUGACGACUGGGAGGAUGCCAUGGGAGAGCUGGAGGUUGCUGCGGUUUCCUGUGAGGGCUACUUUCCCGCAGCCUUGAUGCAGGGCCUGGUCGACCUUUUCUCCUACGAGGAACCGAUCCCAGAGUGUGAGUGGAAAUCUGCUCGGCGUUCUUUUCGAUUACUGUCCAGGAACUUGCUCAGCAUAGCAGAGCAAUUAAGCGAGACUUCCAGCACGUUGGCGGAGUCCGUGCGCUAUGCUGGCGAGAAGCUGCGCCGUGCAGGCAAGCUGUUUGUUGCUGGGGGCUUCCAAAUGCCUGUGGAUCCGCGGUUUUCACGCGGGGAGCGUGGUGAGUGGGGCCAACAAACCUACAACAGCUUCUAUGGCUGGGGGGAGCCAAGCCCCGAGGCACAAUUGGAAGAGGAAGCGCCUGCGGGGACUCCAGCGGCCCAGUUGGUGGAGAGCAUCAAGGUGGAAGUGGCGGAUGCAAGUGCUGGAGGCGAAAAAGAACUCCGCACAGUGCUACGGCAACUGGUGCGGCGCCUUCAUCCGGAUCAGAAUCCUGGUAAGGAGGCGGAGGUGUUGCCUGCCUUUCGGUAUAUCCAACGCCUUCGUUCUCAGGAGGCGGAUCGCAGGCGAUAG
This is a messenger RNA of Symbiodinium natans, 2613 nucleotides long. Lineage: Eukaryota; Dinophyceae; Suessiales; Symbiodiniaceae. The record is from the annotation of a GenBank genome assembly.